Papilio xuthus (Asian swallowtail) is the source of this 4533-nucleotide messenger RNA. RefSeq names its product exportin-5-like protein Ranbp21 (gene Ranbp21). The record is from RefSeq and is a predicted model, not a curated record. Gene Ontology annotation, cellular component: nucleus; RNA nuclear export complex; cytoplasm. Lineage: Eukaryota; Metazoa; Arthropoda; Insecta; Lepidoptera; Papilionidae. Bases 318 to 3323 code for a protein of 1001 amino acids. Gene Ontology annotation, molecular function: small GTPase binding; RNA binding; nuclear export signal receptor activity. Gene Ontology annotation, biological process: protein export from nucleus; RNA export from nucleus. The transcript has 18 exons.
CCUAUGUUUUGAAUGUAAUUUUAUUAAUUAUGUCGCAAAUUGAAGUGCUACACAACUAAUAUAAGGUUUCUGUACAGCUGUUACUGGACAUUUCUAUUGUUUACUUGUUAUUCUAGUCUCUGUCAGGUCUUAAGAGGUUUUAGUUUAAUAUUUUGAUCGCUACCACCGGGUACUUGCCAUAAAAAUUCCUUUAUUUUAUGCCUGUAGUCGUGUUUAAAACUUGGACAUUCUUUUCAGUAUCGAGGUAAUCGAAAUGUGAAGUGCAUUAAGUUGUAUUACAGUUUUCUAGUUAAUCAAAAUAGCUUUUGUUUGCUGCAAUGAAUGUGGAGGCAGUUAAUGGUGACAUGGCUGGGGAGGUUGGUCUCAUAGCAGACGAGUUGAGCCGAGCAGUGGAACUUACGCUGAAUGCAGCCGUGUCACAUGACGCCCGCAAUCAAGCUUACAAUGCUUGUGAGAGUUUUAAAGAAAACUCACCAUGGUGUGCUCAAGCAGGGCUUCUCUUAGCAAGUGGUAGUCAAUAUUCAGCUGUUGUUAAACAUUUUGGCCUGCAGUUGAUGGAGCAUACUGUGAAGUAUAGAUGGACACAGAUAACACAAGCAGAAAAAAUAUUUAUUAAGGAAAAUGCAAUGAAGCUAUUAUAUAUGGGUGGUUGGGAGACAGGUCAUCUUAAUGAUGCUCUAGCUCGGGUUAUAGUUGAGAUGAUCAAGCGUGAGUGGCCACAGCAAUGGCCUACGCUGCUUGCAGAACUUAGUGAUGCAUGCUCUCAUGGACACUUACACACUCAAAUAGUCCUACAUGUUUUCCUGCGGCUUGUUGAAGAUGUGGCCACAUUACAGACUUUGGAGCAACAUCAACGUCGCAAGGACAUUUACCAAGCACUGACAAGUAACAUGGCUGAGAUAUUUGCAUUCUUUAUGCGGCUAAUUGAACUUCAUGUUCAAGAGUUCAGAGAGAAGACUGCUGCUGGGGAUUAUGCGGCUGCCGCAAGCAAUGGUCGUGUUGUACAGGUGGUAUUACUGACAUUGACUGGUUUUGUUGAAUGGGUGUCCACAAACCAUGUUGUGAUGAAUGACGGUCGACUGCUACAAAUCUUAUGCAUACUGCUGCAAGAUGAAGUGUUCCGAUUGCCAGCUGCAGAGUGUUUGCUGCAAGUUGUCAAUAGAAAAGGCUCUACAAAGGAACGUAAGCCACUAAUGAUAUUAUUUAGUGAAGAUGCAAUCUCAUCAAUCCAUCGUGCAGCACUUGCCAGUAUUGGAACUGCUGAUGAGAAGCAGUACUUGUUCCUGAAGAAACUAUCACAGGUCUUAGCAGGAUUGGCGCAGCAAUUGACGACGCUGUGGUCCAACGCCAGCAACGUGGAGGCUUGGCUGCCAGUGCUGCUGGAGACGACGCUGCUCCUCACCUCCCACCCGUCACUGACACUGGCACACACCGCUAACUCUGUGUGGCUGGCAUUCCUCAAACACGAUCAUAUAUCCAAACUGCCGCUGGUUGUCGCGGUAGUACCCAGGUGGCUUCAAGCUGCCGCUCCUAAGGUUUUAAAAGUAUCCUAUCCAUCUUCUCGAGCCAACGGCGUGUCUGAUGAAGUGGCGUACGCAUGUAUGGAUUACGACAGCGAACAGGAGUUCGCGAUAUUCUUUAGCCGUUGCCGAACUGAAAUAUUGGAUAGUUUUAGGUAUUGCAUGAUGGCGGCGCCGCUGGUGACGUGGUCGUACGUGGAGCAGUGGACGCAGGCGGCGCUCGACAAGGUGCACUCCUGUCCGCCGCACAUCGACGUCACGCACCCGCUGCAUGUCGAGUGGGAAGCUCUGUCUCAGGUGCUGGAUGUGGUGUUGUCGCGACUGCUGCAGGCUGAGCCGCGGCCGUGCGCGGCGGCGGGCCUGCGUCUGCUGCGACGCUGCGUCGACGCACAGCCGCGAUCCCCACUGUUGCUCUCCUUGUUGCUCUCGCUCAUUUCCGCACUAUUCGUCUUCCUCAGCUGUGCAUACAGCCAGCUAGCCGGUCCGGGUGUGGGUGAAGCGGGCGCGGAGCUGCUGCCGCGCGUGUUGGACAAGAUCUUCGCGGCGCUGUUGUAUGAGGGCGAGCCGCCCGAGGACCGGCGCUCGCGCAGCGUCAAGAACGUGCGCAGACACGCCGCCGGACUACUCGUCAAGCUCGGCUCUAAGUACCCUCUGCUGCUGCUGCCGGUGUUCGGGCGGCUGAACGAGAUGUGCAGCGCGGCAUUGUCGCGGCCUGACCUCAGCGCGGUGGAGAGCGUCACCAUACAGGAGGCGUUGCUGCUCGUCUCCAACCACUUCUGCUGCUACGAGCGGCAGACAGCGCUCGUCGCACAGGUACUGGGCGACUGCAGCUCGCGCUGGGCAGCGCUGGCCCCGCACGUGUCAUCAGCGGAGGCGCUGGCGCGGCUGGUGGGGCUGGACGCGCCGCCCGCCGACGACGAGGAGCGCGGACGCGCGCGCAGCACGCUACUGCACGCGCUCACGUUGCUGCUCGGCGUCGUCAAGCGCACGCACGUGCCCGCUGACCCAGACAAAGCGUCUCGCGGCGGCUUUGGUGCUGGCGUGACGUCAUCGGGCAACCCGGUGUGGCGCAACCCGUGCAGCGCUCACGUGCUCCCGCUGCUACCGCACGCGCUGGCACUAGCGCGCGCGCUGCACGAGCUGCAUGAGCCGCGCGCAGUCGCAUUGCGACACCCCGCGCACCGCCGCGCCCUCCUCCCUCCGCCCGCAGAACGGCACAACUUGCUGGGCCUUCGCGAUGAUGCCCCGCCCGCGCCCACAGAGCCACAAGAUCGCAUGCAGAACUACCUCCAUACGCUGCAUGAUAACGUGUGUCACCUGGUGGGCGCCGCUGCGGCAUCGCUGGGUCGAGAGUUGUAUGGCGCUGCAGGGCUGGCGCGGUUCGUGGCGGGCGCGCUGCUGCACGCGCCGGCCUGCCUGCCGGACCACUGGCUGCGGCGAUGUGAAAUAAUACAUGGCAUUUUUUGUAUGCAGAGCUAUGAGAUGCUGCGGCCGCGGUUCCCGGGCGUGGUGUCAGUGCUGCGCGCCAUACCCGAUGUGGACGCGCACGACCUGCAACGUCUGGACGACAAGCUCGCCGCGCACCACACCAAGCCGCCCAAGAUCGACAAGAGCAAACGAGAUCUAUUCAAGAAGAUCACCUCCAGAUUAAUCGGACGGAAUGUGGGGCAGCUAUUCAAAAAAGAAGUUUUCAUCCUCGAUCUUCCUACGAUGCACGUGGCCAAGGAGAAGGCGCGCAGUGCCCUCGACGCCCCCGAGGGCGCGGGCCUAGAAUCCCUGUUCGCCCCGCGAGCGCCCACAUAGCGACCGUCCCCAACUUACCUCAUCUCUAUAUGUAAAUUGUUACUCGCAUUCGCUUUGUGACCGCUUCACAUAAAUAGGAAAUAUAUUCUAGUUUCCACUGACGAAAUACUUGUACAAAACAUACUGUUGUCUUUGUUUUUUCAAUGAGGAUUUGAGGGACGACAAUGUGUUUUUGUGUUUCGGGAACUCACGAUGAGGUUGUUACUACCAGAAAUGUGCUGUAUAUUAGGUUUAAAAUAUUUGUUCUUAUCUGACAGAGGUGUUGAGUGUUUUUUUUUGCCCGAGUGGCUUAGAAAUGAAAUUGUGUUUUGGCAUGUGUGUAUAUUUGAAAAUAAUUUUGCAGGGAAAUGCACAUUUCUGGUCUAACCUUAUAUUGUCCAUAUAAUCAUUAAAAAAUAAGUUGGCCAUUAUACUAGUUGAGAAAUAUUCUAGAAACUAUUCAAUAAAAUGGUUUGAGUCGGUGAAAAGGAAGAUUCGUAUGCGCUUAAUAAAUUUUAAUAUAUAUAACGAUUAGCAGUGAAAUGACUAUUUCAAACCUAGAAGAUGUUAAUCUCGUCAGAUUUCUAUCUCUGAAGUUAGCUGUAAUACACUGUAUUCGAAAUACACGGGACGACAAUAUAAACGAAAGUAAAAGUGUGAAAGAGACGGAGAAUGAUUUCCGACAGAUUAGAGUGAGAUGGACACAUGGGAAGACCAAAUGCAUGAAAGAGAGGAAUGUAUGUCUAAUUCGUCAGUUUUUAACUGAACAGAAAAACUUCAGGGAUUUUAGAAUAGUGAUGCGUAUUUUAACGUCACAUUUACUCGUAGAAAAUGUAUGUGUUUGAAUGAUAUUUCUUAUUAAAUGUAUGUUGUAUGAUGUGUAAUCAAUUUGUAAGGGCCGUGGUGUUUGUGGUCGCUUGAAUGUAGAUAAUGGAGUAUGGCCUAGUUCCUUGCAAUGCGGCUCGUGGGCCCACAUUAGUACUAUAUCGUAAUAUUUGUACGGAAUUUUUUUUGUGAAUAUAUUAAAAUAUCGAUUUGUUUUUUUAAUGAUAAAAUGUGUCGUUAAUUAAUGUACGUUUUUAUACUUACAAGGAAUUUAAUUUAAAAACAUUAUUGCAUAUAUGUUUUUGUAAACAGACUUGGGAUGCACGAUGUUUAUAACACAAUAAAUGAUUAAUAUAUCAUUUUUUAUAUGUUAAUAAUGUUAAAAUUCUUAUUGAAGAAAAUUUUA